AUGGAACGCUCUAUUUGGCACGCUUUAUGCAAACAGCCCACCCACCCAGUCUCCACUGAAAAGUACACAUCACUUGUCUACGAUGCAACCACGCAACUAGAUGAACGCAUUCAAUCGGUCUUGUCGGCUUUAGAUCAACGCGCGAUUGGGUUGACAAAGCUUGCCAACUUUGAAUCAGCUGUUCGCGAUGCACAAGCUAUGCAACAGAUCUCGCCCACUUCACCACUCGGAUAUUUACGUGCAGCCACCAUUUACAGCGAGCAAGGAAAACAGAGCUAUGUGGUUGCCAUAUGCCUCAUAGGGCGCAGUCUGGUUGAUGCCAACGACCCCGGUUACGCCACGUUGGAACAUAUGAAGGACGCUGCCAUUCAACAAAAGUGUAGACGGAUCGACUUUAUCAGCCAGCUUCCGAUUGACAUUGUUGCUUCAAGGCUUAUUCCCAUGAUUAUCGAUGAUUCUCCUUUGGAUGCAUUGAAACCAUGUCCCUAUUUGCAUGUUUCGAAACAGUGGCGUGAUUGUAUCUUCCAAUAUUCAGAUGGAUUAUCAUUUAUGACUGGGAGACGGGCAAAACAACCAGAUUUGGAAAAGUGUUCGCAAUUGAUCAGGUUUUCUCGACACAUCAAGGAACUAGAAGUGAAUCAAUAUACCAAGGGUACCUGGCUUUGUGAUUUAUUACGUGACAAUGACUUUUGUUCGUUGCGGAAGAUAUGCAUUUGGGAGGUACGUCCCGCCUAUAUGGAUCAAUUUGUUUCGUCAUUGGAAUCCGUCGCCAUCACAUUGACGCAUCUCAGCAUUCAUGAGGAUCCUUGCAAUACAGUACCCAUGGCCAAGAUAUUAUCAACUUGCCCCAAUCUUGUUUCGCUUUCCAUCAGAGAGCCCGAUCUCGACACUUUUAUGGAACUACCCGAGACAACAACAUGGCCCAACAUCACAACAUUAUCGAUGAACGGUUUAGAAGUGAACCUUACGAGUGCUCAGGUGAACAGCAUUUGCCGCCGUUUUCCAGCAGUCAGGAAUCUUGACUUUUAUCCAUGUCCCGAUAUCAAAACGGCACUCAUGAUUCCAAAGUAUUGCCCGUUGUUGAAACGCGCUGAGAUUGACAUUGACGACUUUUUGAUAAACGUUCGAUUUGUGGAUAUCGAUACUGGAUCUGACGAGGUUGUGGUUACGAAGUUUUGGACCUUCAUUGAGGAAAUGGAAGAUGAGCGGGAUUGGGAUACUUUGGAUUUGGGCUCUGCUUUGAGGCAGCAUCGCACAACAAUCGAGGGCAUCACAUGGGACAUCUCCUGCGAAAGAGACUUUCACGACCUUGACGAUAUCCAAUACCCUCGCUUAAAGACGCUAUCCCUAGUCACCAACGCACCAUCCAUAACACAUCAUGCACCAAUACUUGAAGAGUUGACGCUAUCAGCAACAGCAAUCGAUGCCAAUCCUGCCGUUCUGGAUAAAAUACCAUCCACUUUGAAGAAGCUGAAGUUGGAUUUGGAGGAGAGCUCUGAAGAUAGUGAUCCAGAAGCCAUUGAAGGAUACCUUUGUCACGUGUCUGAGCAUUGCGAACUACAAGAACUUGCUAUCCGUUUCGGCGACUCGAAUGGCUUUCCCGAUGUGCUUGCUGCUAUCUACUGUUUCAAAAGCCUUAAACGCCUAAAUCUCAGAUUCUGCUGGACUUGGGAGCCACAUCAAAUGGAAAGAUUCUUUGACGGGCUUUUGUAUGGAUGUCCUUUUCUAUUGUGCCUUGAAAUCCAAUGCAUCAACGCUCCAUCGGUGUAUGCCCUGAAUGAAUUGAAACGACUUCCCUAUCUGAAGGAAAUUGCUUUUUCGAUCCAGGACAUGGAUCGCUAUGACAGCUUUUGGCAUGAACUUCGGACGUUUUCUCAACUCAAAUGCAUUCGUGUCUAUCAUGAAAAUUCAGUCAACAUGGCUCCAAUUCAACGCCUCAGCGAAUACAGGCGGGACAUGAAUAUCAUUACGCGGAGCUGGUUCGAACCAUUUUGA
Messenger RNA from Lichtheimia ornata, 1995 nucleotides. RefSeq lists its product as uncharacterized. Bases 1 to 1995 code for a protein of 664 amino acids. The transcript has 2 exons. Lineage: Eukaryota; Fungi; Mucoromycota; Mucoromycetes; Mucorales; Lichtheimiaceae. The record is from RefSeq and is a predicted model, not a curated record.